Styela clava is the source of this 4267-nucleotide messenger RNA. RefSeq lists its product as uncharacterized. The record is from RefSeq and is a predicted model, not a curated record. Gene Ontology annotation, biological process: microtubule anchoring at centrosome. NCBI's taxonomy places the organism in Eukaryota, Metazoa, Chordata, Ascidiacea, Stolidobranchia, Styelidae. Gene Ontology annotation, cellular component: centrosome. Gene Ontology annotation, molecular function: calcium ion binding.
AUUGUUUGAAAUAAUGAUGGAUGGAGAUGAUAAUGAAGAGGAAACAUAUAUUGAACAUCUUCGGUCCAUGUUUAAUCAACUGGAUCCGGAUAGAAAAGGUGGACUGAGCAAGAAUGAACUAAGAUCGUUGAGUGAAAAGUUGUCACUCCAGAAAAACCAAUCUGAUUUGCUGCUUCAGCUUUCGUUUGCAAAUGAAGAUUGUCAGUUUGAUCUUGAUACAAGUGAUGACAAAGAAUGUGUUGAUUUUAAUAAAUUUCAAGAAAGUUUCGUUGCGGUAUUAUCUGUCACUGCUGAUAUGCAAUCGUCAAACUCCGAUCCAGAAUGUGAGAUUGAAUCAAAAGUAGAGCCUCGACUUGUUCGUGGAGGCCGAUCAUAUGGUAGAAAAUCACAACCUGAUAUUCCUAAUUUUGACAUAGAUGACAACGAAAUCAUUCACAAACCUGAUAUUGGGACAACACAAGACGAGGUUGCCAGUGAUUCAGAAGAUGUAUUCGACAGUGAAUUCUAUGAAUUACCUGAGAGGGGGGAUGGUGAUAAAAUUUAUUUUGAAGCUAGUGGGCAAUUGCGCAAUCCAGCUCUGGAUAGACUCAGGCCGAAAUCAACUUCCACUGUGCUUAAUGAUAGUCAGCUCAAUAUUUCAUCAACAUCAUCGAUUCUUCUCCAAACUCAACAUUUAUUCACUGAACUUGAUAAAAACGACAUCGGACUCAUAGACUUUGCUGAUCUUCAAGAAAUGUGGAAAAGAGAAGGAGUAGCGAACCCACAACAUGUUCUGCAACUUUUAGAUGUCAGCAUUGAUAGUGACAAGCAAGUAAAUGCGAUAGAUCUAACAUCUACGUUGGAGAAUGAAGCAGCAUCACUACGCCUGUCUACAGUUGAUUCUGUGACUCAAGCUGUUCUUGCAACGUAUAAAUGUCAGUUAGCAUAUCUCAAUGGACAGAUUGAGCAGCAUCAAGUACUGCUCGGAAAAAUGAAAGACGAUUUAGAGAAAUCUGAAAUUAGAAAUUCCAAACUGAUCGACGAAGUGGAUGACAGAUAUUUGCAUGUGGAUAAGAAUCGAGAAAAAUUACUUCAUAAUCUUGAACAACAGUGGAGCAGAAAGUUACGUCAAGCACAAAGAACAUUUGAUAACGACCGAGAAUUGUUUCAAACUGAUGCAAUGUUGGAAAGAGAUGCAUUACAACAGGAAAUAGAUCGACUUAUGAUUAGAGAAGGAAGUCUGCGUAGUACGAUAGAUGCAUUGCAGAUGGACAACGAUGCAUUGGAACAAGAAUCAAAAGAUCUUGUUAAAAAAUUACAAAUGUCUGAAAGCAAUUCAGCAAGAUUACAAAGAGAUUUAGAGAAUUUGAUUAAAGAAAAGGCGUCUUCUUCACAUGACUCAUUCAAUUCAUCUCAGGAAGAAAAAUUUGCACUUAUCAUUAAAGAUUAUGAAGCACAAUGCAGGUCAUUGUCAGAUAGAAAUGAUGAACUCGUUGCUGAAUUGGAAAAAAGUCGAAUGGAGUUCUUACAAUACAUGAGAAAGAAACCUCAGGAUGAAAAUGACAAUGAAAAAUCGAGUUCAAGAAAACGCGCAAGAAGACGAGGAUCAAUAGAUUAUAUUGAAAAACCUGGAAUGGAUGGGACAGACGAAAGUGAUGUAGAUGGUGAAGAAAUGAGAUUAGAACUAUGCAACAAAAUAUCUGAUAUGGAAAAAACAAUUCAAAAACUUGAGGAAGAACGUACAAUACUCACAACUAGAUUCACUGAAGAAAAGAGUCAUCUUCAAAGUCAACUUGAAUCCGAAUACAGGAAUAAAUUAGAAGAAGAAAAAAAGAAAUUAACUUCUUUUGAAGAAAUGACUAAAUCUGAGAAGAACACAGCUAUAAAUCAAGCUUUGGCAGAUGGAAGAAAACAGAAAGAAGACUUAGAGAAGAAGAUAACAGAAUUACAAAAAUCAUUGGAAGAUGAAGCAUUAAAAUCAGCUCAAUCUAUCACCGAUUUAUGCAGAGAAUUUGAAAACGAUAAAAUGGAAAUUCAAAAAAAUCAUGAAGAAUUUACCCAUGAACUACAAGAUGAAGUAUCAGAUCUUCAACAACAAUUGGAAAAAGAAAUUGAAGCUCAUGAAAUGACUUCACAGCAGUUAAAAAAUGAAAGAAAUCAACAUAAAUCUUCAAUGCAAGCUCACUCAGAAGCUGUUAAAUCUUUAGAAAGUAAUGCAAAAAGGAAUAAUUCUGAUGAAAAAGAAGAAAUUGGGCAAUUAAAAUCUCGGCUGAAUAAACUUGCAGAAGAAAAUGAAAAAUUAGAAAAAGACAAACAAACUAUGCAGACUAAUCAUGAUAUGGCUGUAGAAAUGAUAAAAACAGAAAUGCAAACAAAAAUUGAAGAUAUGAUUGCUGAUAAACAGAAACAGGAACGAUCAUCACUGUGUAAUGAACUAGAUCGUAUGCACGAAAAUGUCGCCGAUGAAAGAAAACUAAUGCAAGAACGAAUUAAUAACCUGAAAGAAACAUUUGAUGCUGAAGCAGACGAAUUACGAACGCUAGUUGAAUUAGAAAAAUGUGAAUUAAGGAAAGCUCUUGCAGAAGAGAGUGCAGCCCUAAAAAAGAAAUUAGCAGAUGAACAUAAAAAAGCAGCUGAAAAGAAAAAACGUCAGUUGGAAGAGGAAGAAAGAGGGGAACGUGAAUCACAGAUUAAUCAUUUGGAAGAAAUAAUUAAAAAUCUACGAGAGGCAAAAAUUGAUCUUGAAGAGCAGUUACGGCAUUCCAUAGAAGAAAAAAGAGAUAUAGAGAAGGAAAAUACGAAUCUAAAAUUCGAAAAAGAAACCUCAUCAAAAACUUCUCAACUUGAACAUGUUCUUGAAGAGAAAGAUAGGCUAAAUGAAAUAUUACAAUCACAGAUCUCGGAGCUUAGAUUGAAACACCAUGAGGUGUCACAAGAACUUCUGCAAGUUAAAACACAAUAUGAUGCUAAAAAUGCUGAGAUUGGUCAAGUUGUAAAAGAAAAACAACAAUAUGCGGGCAAGAUUAUGGAACUGGAAAAUGAAAAGUCAUCAAUGCAGUUACAAAAUGCAAGACUGUUUUCUAAAAAUAUUGAGUUGGGGAAAAGUGAAGCAGAAAUUAAAUCAGAAGAAAAUGAAAAGAAAAUGUCUCAAUUGAGAGAUCAGCUAUCUGAGCGAGAAGAAAUUUGUUCUCAAUUACAAGAAAAAUUAAAGAAAUUUCAAUCUUUGGAUGAUUCACCAAAAUUGUUAUCGAAAGAAGAUCCGCAAACUAGGUUUGAACAUGCUCGACACCAACUUAUACAACAAAUGAAUAAAACUAAAGAAAUGUAUUCGAAACUUGCCAGAAGUGAAUCACUCAUUAAAGACUUGUAUUGUGAAAAUGCAGAAUUGAUGCGUGCAUUACAGUUGACAGAAGAAAGAUAUAAAUCAUCAGAACGUAAAAUAAUUGUCGAAAAUGAAAAAAACGUUGCUCUCACAUCUUUGUUACAUAAAAUAUGUCCAGAAGCUGUAUGACAAGGAGCAUUUGUAGACAUAUUAUCUUCGAGCGUAUCAGGGAUCAAAGUAAAAUGCACUUUCUAUUCAUAUUAUUUCCAUUUUUAAAAUCGUGAAUUCAACAUUUUUUUACCCACUUAACAAUGAACAACAUUACCAAAUGAUCAGUUAGUGAAUUGUUUUUAAAUCUUAAAAUCAGUAAAAUGCCUAUAUUUUUCUAUUUCUAUGUGAUCGAUGAAAUGUUUCGAAUUAGUGCCUGUAUCAUGUAUGUUUGUAUGAAAUUAUCUACUCUUUGCUAGCUAUUUUUGAGGCUGCUCUUUUUAUUGAGCAGUGUAUGAGCAUUAUUAGUAAUUUUUAACUCUGGAUAUUAAAUGGUUGAAAACCAAUGAGAGUGCUAAUUGCUGCUUUCUCAUUAUGUGAAACUUAAGUGCUAUAUGAUCAAAUUAACAUUUUUUUUUACUACAUACCACUGUGUAUUGGGUUGUCUACUGUUAAAAGAAUUUCCAAAUUCUACCAGAAAUUUUAUUACCAAAAGAACCGAAAUGGUUACAAAUAUCAUUCUAUCAAGAACAAUUAAUGUUAAAGUUGUGUCUAUUAUCGUCGACAAAUUAUCAGUUUCUUACUCAUGCCAAAUAUUUACUUAAAUCCAAGUCAAAAAUGUUCUUUCAAUGCUCAACAUUUAGUUGUUUUUAUUUAGCUGACUAUUAAGCUGAUAUUCUUUAUUUUACAAGUAUUUUUAUGUUCCAGUUUUACUUGAGUAGCUAUUCUUAUUUUAUCAAUAAAGCAGUUUUUCAUGAA